Cuscuta epithymum is the source of this 3293-nucleotide messenger RNA. NCBI's taxonomy places the organism in Eukaryota, Viridiplantae, Streptophyta, Magnoliopsida, Solanales, Convolvulaceae. The record is from the annotation of a GenBank genome assembly.
UAUUAUAAAUUAUUAAAAACAUAAUUAUUAAGAUAAAGAAAUGAUAUGAAUUUAUCGUUAUACAUAUUAUAAAUUACACUCCAUGAUCUAUAUUACUGUAUAAAUUUAAUGAACCCAAUCCAAUUAGUUAUAUACAGCCAGGGGCGGAGCUAAGGCAUUAGAUUGUACUGGGCCGGUACAAACAAUAUCUGUGAAAACAUUUUUACACGAAAUUUUUUAUAUAAAAAAUACAGACAUUUUUUAAAUUUGGGCUGAGCCAGGACCAGGGCAAGGGAUGGCCCUCCCCUAACUCCGCCCAUGUAUACAGCCCAUUUCAACCCAGCCACUCCAUUCAUUAAGAACAUCCGUAAAUGGAAAGCAGAGUUCUAAAUUUUGGACCCAAUCCAUCUACUUUUGAUCCAAAGAAGCCCAUAUUUGACCUCCAUAUCAAAUACGCACACCACCAAACCCUAAACAUAUAACCCCUUAUACGCAAAGGACUCGCCAUUAGCCGCAUCUUCGUCGAGAACCAUCGGUUAUCGAUGCCUUAGACUCUUCUAACGUCCAUAAAUCCUCUCUUCUUUGCAUGACGGAUUUUUCAUCGCAUACCCUUGACAUGAGAUUGACAUCGGUUUGUCUGGAGGAGUUGGCAUCUUCCGGCCUUAUCUUUGUCGCCUGAUUAUCUGCAUAUUCCCAUUGAGGCUGCCCUUUGCAAACUAUUUUCUUCAUACAUAUGGCCGACUGUGUAUUGCCGACUGUGUCUACGGUUGAUAAUUCAUCCAUCUUUCAGACAAUUAAAAUAGAAGCGAUGGCAAACACAUUCUAGUUCAAAAUGCAACUUUGGUGUUAUUAAAAAACACACCCAACCAACACAGGUAAGAAAUUUAAAAAAAAAUACUACUUCCGUCCCACUAAGAUUGAGACGAGAGAAGGUGACACGAUUAUUAAUAAAAAUGAGUUUGUGUGGUUGAUAUUAAAUUGAUAAAGUAAGAAUAAAGUAAGAAUGGUUUAGAUCCACACAAUCUUUACCAAAUUUGGUAUGAGAAAAUCUUAGUGGGACUUCCCGAAAAUGUAAAAUGGGACAAUCUUAACGGGGCGGAGGGAGUAUUAGAUUUGGUCUUUAAUUUCAACACAUUUUCUAUAGACAUGAGUUUCUACCUUCUAGAUUUUGUACUAUUUAAAAGCCUCUAACAACUUGUAGUUGUAUAUUCAUGACAAUCUUUAGAAGCUACACUGAUAGCCUACUUGGUAACACUAGAAUCGGCAGAAUCAACUGAUUCUGAUGAAAUUUAUGAAAUUUUGGCCGAAGUGGAUGUAUUGGUUGAUUUAUGAAAAAAUUACAUUUGAAAUAUAUACUUUUGAUGGAUCGCCGACCUGAGGGUGGACAGAAUCUGGGAAGUAAUGGAGAGACUGAAAAGUGUUAAGUAAGAUGGAGUAGGGGAUUUGGCAGACGGCAAUUUCUUAGAGCAAAAUUCGGAUUUCUUUCCACAUGUUGAAAGGUGAUAUUUAUACUAAAGAAAAAAUAUUUGGCCAACAAGCAAAUUAAUAUGGCGAUGAAACGUGUUCCACCUGCCUAACAAGAAUGAAUGUGCUAAUCUUAUACUACGUAGUAUGGUUACAUGUGUAAAGGUGAUUGGAGAUAUACCCUAGACAGGUGGCUAUUGGUACUGUGUGUAACAAAAUUCGAUCCUAUCAAUCUAAGAUCUCAUGUUUCAUACGUAGUAUGUUUUUACUUAUUUAGUUUUUUAUUAAUUUUAUUGCUGAUUUUUGAUAAACUUUUCUUCACAAAACUUUAUUAGUUUCAUAAAACUAAAUAAUAUUUAAAAAUUCUAAAAUCAUAAAAAUUAAUAAAAUACUUCGUACAUGACAACUUAGGUCCUAAAUCGAUAAUUUGCAAUUAUUCAGGUUUUAAAUUAAUAGUUUUCUAUCAUUUGAGAAUAUCGAACCAAGAGUUGUGGGGAGUAAGAUUCCCAAGUCUCUUUUACUCUUUAUUCCUAGGGCCAAUUUAGUUCAUAUCAAGUAGACAGGACAUAUUAAUUUAGUUCAUAUCAAGUAGAUUAUAAUCUCAAUCUGAAAAUGGGUAGGGAGUGAGAGGGGUACUUGCAGAGGCCUAUGUCAAGUAAUUAGCCUGUAUUCGAACAGGGACUAACCCUUGACACCCUCGCUGCUGCGGUGCUGCCAGCUGAACUUCAACCGUCCGUAGGACAUCCUUGCGAGAGUCCGGUAAGGCAGCAGGAUUUUAUUUCCUUCCUCCGAGUUGAGAACAGAGGACGGUCCACCACCCGAGCUAUUGGACUUUGAUCUUUACCGAUUCAGAGAAAGUAAGAUAAGAUGGCCGUUUCAGCUGCUAGUCCUGCUACACUAGCUCAUCGUUUUCUGCCACGAAAUUGUGAUCACAAGCGUGUGCAAUUUUACUCUUUAGUGAAGUAUCCACCACGAAGAAGGGUCAUUUUCUGCAAUUCCGAGGCGAUUGAAUUUGAAGAAAGAAUGAGUCCCAACGAGGUGAAGAAGGAAAUGGAGCAAUGUUAUGAACUGAUACACAGGCUUGGCAGGGGUGUUGUGUAUUUGGGCUCUUCAAGGGUGGGUCCUGAUCAUCCACACUACACACAAGCAUUUGAAUUGGGAAGAGAGGUCGCUACCCUUUUAGAUUGUACGUCAUGGUCGGGGGUCGGACCUGGCCUCAUGGAUGCUGUGACACAAGGUGCCCUACAAGCUGGAAAGGCUGUUGGUGGAUUUAGGAUAAGUAAAGAAGCUGGGGAAUGGACAUCAACCAAGUUUCAUCCAUACUUGCCAUCAGAAACAUACCUCACUUGCAGGUUUUUCUCUGCAAGGAAGCAUGGGUUGGUGGACGCAGCUGUUAGAACUAGUAGCGGCAGCGGCUUGGAUAAGACAGCCGUGGUGGCUCUGCCAGGUGGAAUUGGCACUCUGGAUGAAGUCUUUGAGCUUAUGGCAUUGAUCCAACUCGACCGGAUUGGUUCACUUCUCCCGGUUCCUUUUCUUUUGAUGAACUAUGAUUGCUUUUAUUCAAAGCUGCUCGACUUUCUCCAUGAUUGUGAGAAUUUUGGUACGAUCUCCCAUGGUGAGGCUGCAUCGUUAUGGAAAGUUUGUAACAAUAACACUGAAGCUUUAACUUAUUUAUCUGAAUUCUACGGCAUUAGCCAUUAGCUAGGUUAAACGCCACAGAAAUGCACUCAAAGUCAUCAUGGGCAGUAAUAUUACUGUUUUUAUUAUGAUUGCUGGCAUUAGUGGCAUGUAUGCAUUAAAGCUGUUGAUGUUUUGUUCAUGUUUCUUAAUCCAAUCUAAGUAGGCGUUGG